AUGAGGUCAUUCAACCAGGUUUCAUCAGCCCCAGGCGGGGCAAGCAAAGGUGGUGGAGAAGAGCCCGGGAAGCUGCCGGAGCAGGCAGAGGAGGAAUCCCAGGUUUUGCACGGAACUGGCCACUGUAAGUGGUUCAACGUGCGAAUGGGAUUUGGAUUCAUCUCCAUGAUAAACCGAGAGGGAAGCCCCUUGGAUAUUCCAGUCGAUGUAUUUGUACACCAAAGCAAAUUAUUCAUGGAAGGAUUUAGAAGCCUAAAAGAAGGAGAACCAGUGGAGUUCACAUUUAAAAAAUCUUCCAAAGGCCUUGAAUCAAUACGGGUAACAGGACCUGGUGGGAGCCCCUGCUUAGGAAGUGAAAGAAGACCCAAAGGGAAGACACUACAAAAAAGAAAACCAAAGGGAGACAGAUGCUACAACUGUGGUGGCCUUGAUCAUCAUGCUAAGGAAUGUAGUCUACCUCCUCAGCCAAAGAAGUGCCAUUGCUGUCAGAGCAUCACGCACAUGGUGGCGAACUGCCCUCACAAAACUGUGGUGCAGCUGCCCGCCGGUUCUCAGGGAAGACAGGAAGCAGAGCCCCAGCCGUGCACCGCGUUCCCUCGAGAGGUGGGAGGGGGGCACGGCUAUCCGUCACCACCGUUUCCUCAGGAGGCGAGGUCCGAGGUCUCAGAGUGGCCAGGCAGGUCACCUGCAGAAGCUUCCUCCACAAAGUCACCUGCAGCACCAGAAGAUCAAAGCAAAAAGGGGCCUUCCGUGCAAAAAAGGAAAAAGACAUAA
Eubalaena glacialis (North Atlantic right whale) is the source of this 774-nucleotide messenger RNA. It is a transcript of the gene LIN28B, whose product is annotated as lin-28 homolog B. Lineage: Eukaryota; Metazoa; Chordata; Mammalia; Artiodactyla; Balaenidae. The transcript is spliced from 4 exons. Gene Ontology annotation, molecular function: nucleic acid binding; zinc ion binding. The record is from RefSeq and is a predicted model, not a curated record. Bases 1 to 774 code for a protein of 257 amino acids.